Molecule: messenger RNA, 2622 nt
Organism: Condylura cristata (star-nosed mole)
Lineage: Eukaryota; Metazoa; Chordata; Mammalia; Eulipotyphla; Talpidae
Gene: YWHAB
Product: tyrosine 3-monooxygenase/tryptophan 5-monooxygenase activation protein, beta
Exons: 5
Coding region: 35-775 (246 amino acids)
Biological process (GO): signal transduction
Cellular component (GO): cytoplasm
Source: RefSeq, a predicted model, not a curated record
UUCUCUUUCCUUUCUCUUGCUCUUGUUCUAGAGAAUGACCACGGAUAAGAGUGAGCUGGUACAGAAGGCCAAGCUCGCUGAGCAGGCCGAGCGCUAUGAUGACAUGGCUGCAGCCAUGAAGGCCGUCACGGAGCAGGGGCACGAACUCUCCAACGAAGAGAGAAACCUCCUCUCUGUCGCCUACAAGAAUGUGGUAGGCGCGCGCCGCUCCUCCUGGCGUGUCAUCUCCAGCAUUGAACAGAAAACAGAGAGGAAUGAGAAGAAGCAGCAGAUGGGCAAGGAGUACCGGGAGAAGAUAGAGGCGGAGCUGCAGGACAUCUGCAAUGACGUUCUGGAGCUGUUGGACAAAUAUCUUAUUCCCAAUGCGACACAACCAGAAAGUAAGGUAUUCUACUUGAAAAUGAAAGGAGAUUACUUUAGAUAUCUCUCUGAGGUGGCAUCUGGAGACAAUAAACAAACCACUGUGUCAAACUCCCAGCAGGCUUACCAAGAAGCAUUUGAAAUUAGUAAGAAAGAAAUGCAGCCCACACAUCCGAUUCGACUUGGCCUGGCACUGAACUUCUCGGUCUUUUACUAUGAGAUUCUAAACUCCCCGGAGAAGGCGUGCAGCCUGGCGAAAACGGCAUUUGAUGAAGCAAUUGCUGAGUUGGACACACUGAAUGAAGAGUCUUAUAAGGACAGCACCCUGAUCAUGCAGUUGCUGAGAGACAACCUCACUCUCUGGACGUCGGAAAACCAGGGGGAUGAAGGAGAUGCCGGGGAGGGCGAGAACUAAUGUCUAUCAUGCUUCGUGAUCUGUGCACUGUCACUCUGUACCCUCCACAUAUAUCCCUUUGUGCGAUAAAAAAAAAAAAAGAAUCGUACGUCGACUUUCGAUUUUUCACAGCCUCAGCCUAGCAAAAAUGGUCCAUGGGAUGAACAGCUGGUAUUUGUAGCUAAAACUCAAGAUUGGUCACAUAAAUGCCACGGCAUUCUGGAAGUUUUGAUUUUGAUUAACAUUGACAGGAUUACUGUGUGUUUAAUUUUUUAAAACUGAACACUGUGAUUAUGGGGUUUUGUAACUUAGCAGAACUCUUACUGGUAGAAAAAAAAUAGAUCUGAAUUAUGUGUAACUUUUUGGAAAGUUCAAUCAAAACAGUCUGAUAUCCAAACAGUCACUGAACUACAGUUCCAUUGUAAAGUUGUACAGAAAGUUAUAGAGAUUAUAUUGUGACACUGGUCUUGGAGUGAGAGAGCUGUCAUUUGGCAGUGGAGUGCAGUGGUCACUCACAGUAGUUCUGCCUGUUGUCCAGGGCGUACAGACACUUGGCCAGUUCGGGCUGUGGCCACUCAAAAAUUCAUGACCACAGAUGUCCACAGUGUCUUCCUCUAAGAAAACUCAAAGGUUGAAAUUGGAAUUCUUUGCAGAUGACUUAGGGUUAUGACACCACGAGAAGGUCCAGUGCUCAUAUCACACACGUGACUAAAAUCCCUUUCCUACAGCAAUAUGUUACUGAUUUGCAACUUAUGCUUCAGUAGUGGAAUCUCUUUUCCCUGUAACCACGAGCUAAAAGAAGAAAAGAGGCCGUGUAUUGUACAAAUGGCCUGAUCUGGUUCCUGGACCAUACCUUUAAAAACAACGUUCUACAGAGACUGCCUUUCAGUUGAGGACUUUUCAUCAAUCCUUGGGUUCUUCUUAGCUCUGGACUUCUAAAUUUAGAAAUCUAAAUUCUUCCCCAUGAUCUUUCUGACUGCUGACUUUGGUUUUCAUGUUUCUGUUCUUCUACUUUACUUUCUCUUCCUUUUGAAUUCUGUCUUUAAUUCCUUUGACUGAUAGUACAUGAGCAGGCCGGGGCCUGGAGGGGAAGAGAAGUCAGUGAGCACUUGGAUGAGCAGACCUGGCGUCAGAGAGCUGUCUUCCUCCCGUACGCAGCACGGUGGUUGCUCUUCAGUCACACCAACAUCUGAUCAAAAAAGUAUUUAAAAAUAUCCAUGAUUUCUUCCUGCAUUGCAGCCAGCCCUGAUAAUGCUUGUUAGUACCUGCCACCUGAUCUCCUAAGUCUACUCAUCCAGCCAAGUUAGCAGACGUGUUUAAACAAGACCCUAUAAUGCAGGGAAUUUGCAUGAACACUGCAAUGGGGAGAACCAAGACCAGCCAGGCCUGCCAGUCUCAGCAUCCCCCUUCUCCCUUAACAUUCCACCUAGCCGUAGUGUCCAUCUGUUUGUCCUUCUGCUGAAACGAGAAAAGAAACAUUCAUGCACUGAUUUAAAACAAACCAAAAAAGAAAAAAAUGACAAAAAAAAUCCCUCUCCUUCCUAGCUGAACAAAAACGUGCAGUUAGUACUUGGCGCUUGAAAACGCAGUAGUGAAUGUGGAACGAGCCUGUCUGUAUAUCUGGUAGCUCUUUCUUGCUUUGUUUUUCCUCACCAGUAUUCUGCCUCACGUUUGCUUCUGUGAUGGUUUUAUUGCCUAGCAAGCACACCCGUGGUUGUGAAAAUAGUAUAGCAAAAAAAGAAAAAUCCCCGGUUAUUGAUGUACUAGAUUUGUGUAUGUCUUUUAAACAGUUCUAGUUUCCACCUUACACGGAAUUAAUCAGGAAAAGUGUAAAAAUUCAAAAGUGAAAUAAAAAAUUUUAUGAGUUA